Molecule: messenger RNA, 2351 nt
Organism: Sorghum bicolor (sorghum)
Lineage: Eukaryota; Viridiplantae; Streptophyta; Magnoliopsida; Poales; Poaceae
Product: polyadenylate-binding protein 2-like
Exons: 9
Coding region: 161-2131 (656 amino acids)
Cellular component (GO): ribonucleoprotein complex
Molecular function (GO): RNA binding
Source: RefSeq, a predicted model, not a curated record
CCGCGCCGCCACCCGCGCUCUUUCUCUCUGCUCACGACGCCGCCGUUGGGAGCCCUGCCCCGGGAGAGCCCCCAACCCUUAUCAAACCCUAAAUCAAAAACUACCCCAAAAAAAUCCGCAAAAAACCAGAAAAAUCCCAAAAAUCACCGCUUGAUUGGAGAUGGCGGCGCAAGGGCAGGCGGCGGCUGGAUCCGCGUCCGAGUCCGGCGGCUCACCGGCUGCCUCAGCUGCGGCGGCGGCCGCGUUCCCGGCGACUUCGCUCUACGUGGGUGACCUGCACGAGAGCGUGCAGGACGCGCAGCUCUUCGACGUCUUCAGCCAGGUCGGCGGCGUUGUCUCCGUGCGCGUCUGCAGGGACAUCAACUCCCGCAAGUCGCUAGGGUACGCCUACGUCAACUACAACAAUCCCGGCGACGCUGCACGGGCACUUGAACUGCUUAACUUCACUCCUAUCAAUGGAAAGCCUAUCAGGAUCAUGUAUUCUAACCGUGACCCCAGUUCGCGUAAAAGUGGUGCAGGAAAUAUAUUUAUUAAGAAUCUUGAUAAGUCAAUAGACAACAAAGCUUUAUAUGACACGUUCUGUGCAUUUGGGAAUAUCCUUUCAUGUAAAAUUGCAACAGACCCCUCAGGAGAAUCAAGGGGCUAUGGUUUCGUUCAGUUUGAGAGGGAUGAAUCUGCUCAGUCUGCUAUUGAUAAACUCAAUGGGAUGCUUAUCAAUGACAAGAAAGUGUAUGUUGGACCUUUUGUUCGCAAGCAGGACAGGGAGAAUGUUUCGAGCAAUUUCAAAUUCAGUAAUGUAUAUGUGAAGAAUCUGUUAGAUACUGUUACUGAUGAUGAGUUGAAGGAGAUGUUUGGAAAAUAUGGGUCCAUCACUAGUGCUGUUGUUAUGCGGGAUAGUGAUGGGAAAUCCAGGUGUUUUGGAUUUGUCAAUUUUGAAAAUGCUGAUGAUGCUGCUCAGGCUGUUCAAGAGUUGAAUGGCAAGAUAUUCAAUGAUAAGGAACUGUAUGUUGGAAGAGCACAGAAGAAGUCUGAAAGAGAGAUGGAGUUGAAGGAGAAAUUCGAAAAGAAUAUUCAAGAGGUAGCUGAGAAGUUCCAGAACACUAACUUGUAUCUGAAGAACUUAGAAGAUAACAUUGAUGAUGAGAAGUUGCGUGAACUCUUUGCUGAGUAUGGCAAUAUUACUUCUUGCAAGGUUAUGCGGGAUUCGAAUGGUGUCAGCAGAGGAUCUGGAUUUGUUGCUUUCAAAUCUGCUGAAGAUGCUAACCGAGCUCUUACAGAGAUGAAUGGCAAAAUGGUUGGGAGCAAGCCCCUUUAUGUAGCUCUUGCGCAGCGUAAAGAAGACAGAAAGGCAAAGCUACAGGCACAGUUUUCACAAAUGCGUCCAGUUGCGAUGGCGCCUUCAGUUGGUCCUCGCUUGCCCAUGUUUCCACCUGGUGUCCCUGGAGUUGGUCAACAGCUGUUUUAUGGUCAGCCACCUCCAGCCUUCAUAAACCCUCAGGCUGGAUUUGCCUUCCAGCAACCUCUGAUGCCUGGUAUGAGGCCGGGUGGUCCAAUGCCGAACUUUAUGAUGCCUAUGGUUCAGCAGGGACAGCAACCACAGCGUCCUGCUGGUAGGCGCGCUGGUGCUAGUGGAAUGCAGCAGCCCAUGCCAAUGGCUGGUCAGCAACAGAUGUUCCCUAGAGGUGGACGUGGGUACCGCUAUCCUACUGGCCGUGGAAUGCCUGAUCCUGGCAUGCAUAGUGUUGGUGCUGUGAUGCCAUCUCCAUAUGAGAUGGGAGGGGUGCCAAUGAGAGAUGCUGGUCUCUCGCAGCCGCAGCCUGUUCCAAUCGGGGCACUAGCCACUGCGCUUGCUAAUGCCCCACCAGAUCAGCAAAGACUGAUGCUUGGUGAGAACCUGUAUCCUCUUGUAGAACAGCUAGAGCGUGAGCAGGCUGCUAAGGUCACCGGCAUGCUUUUGGAGAUGGACCAAACGGAGGUUCUUCACCUGCUGGAGUCACCAGAUGCUCUCAAGGCCAAGGUUGCUGAAGCUAUGGAGGUCCUCCGCUCUGCCCAGCAUCUCCAGCAGAGCAAUGCCUCCCCCGAGCAGCAGCUGGCUAAUCUAUCACUGAAUGAUGGUGUUGUUUCCAGCUGAAUGUUUCUGAUGAUUUGGAAACUGCUCUCAAUUUUUGCUUGAUACCAUCCUAUCUAGAGUGCAAUGACUUUGUUUACUUGGCUUAUUGGAGAUUUAGCUGAUUAGCUGAACCAGAGGUGGGUUUAGUUUUGUUGCUAUUUUGGUUAUUUAUGGAUAUGUUGUUUUGUUGGAGCUGUUUUGUGACUGUUACUCGAUUUAUCACAGUUGUUUUAGAGCGUCA